AUGGCGAACAGUUGUUGCGAGGAAUGCUUCCCGCACAAGAGCAACCGUGGACAGCUUGCACUUCAACGUCUAAAAGCCUACGAAGGAUGGUGGCUAGCACCAAACGACAAGACUAAGAAGUAUGGUUCUCCCAACAGCCAUGAGGUUCCUCGUCGCUUAAACCACGCCGAAAAGUUCUGCACAGUUGGACGUCUUGCUCACGGGGUUGAAUGGCUUAAUAGGGAGUGGUUGGGAAGCUCGAAGAAAAGAGAAAAGUCAAGAGUGCCGCAUAUCACGAAGGGCAGA
Messenger RNA from Mesorhabditis belari, 285 nucleotides. NCBI's taxonomy places the organism in Eukaryota, Metazoa, Nematoda, Chromadorea, Rhabditida, Rhabditidae. The record is from the annotation of a GenBank genome assembly.